UCUGGCACCCCUGACUAACUUUUGUCAGAAGAGACUCCCCCCCCGGACCAGUGCUUUCCGUGGACGAAGAGUACCCUGCAUCUCCUGCUCCAAUUAAGAGGAAACAUCUUGUCGCUCUCUCUGUAAUCUUUUAGAAGAGAAUAAGUUGAUAGACGUCUGGGAAGAAAUUUGUCACCCCCCUGCAAUUGUUAUACUGUCUACAGUUGUGAUUGCAUGAGUUUGGCAAACCGGUAUCUCACGGUCUGUAGGUGACCUCUCGUGACCAAACCUGGUAAAACAGUCCGUUCUGAUAUAGACCAUAAGAAUCUUUUAGGAAAACCCCUAUAAGAAAAGUGGGAGGGACCUUUCCAAGUGCUGCUGACUACCUUCACCGCGGUUCGGAUCAAGGAGCGACCUACGUGGAUCCAUUACUCACGAGUCAAGAAAGCUCCGGAGAAUAAACAAGAGGAGCAGACAUCAUGAUCCUGACUCCACCGCAGAUCUUCACAACCCUGAUCAUUGGACUAAUGAUAAGUAUAGUUCUUCCCCAAGGCUCUGUCUCAAUAGACCCAUGGUCUAAUGCACACCAGUGUAUCCACCCGGAGUUGGAAACGGGACCGAAGGGGCCCUACUUUGAGGUUUAUGCCUUACGUAACAAUCAGCCAUAUGCGAGUAAAGUAUGGGAUCAGCCCUCCAUGGUAGCGUACGAGGGAGACCAAAUCCAAAUUGGGUGUCGAGAGCUUGACCCAAUAGAAGGAAAAACAAGGCAGCUAGUAUUAACAAUUCAACCCUUGAUGGCAGCCUCUGAACACAACCUAAUCACCUUUAGUCCAGUGAAAAUGGGGAAACCCACUGUCUGGAUUCAGCAAAAGGGCCCAAUUUCAUGCCAGUGGAGUGACUUCGGGGAAGAUCCACCCGGAUCACAACCCCGAAAUUCAGUAGUUUAUAGAAAAGAUCCGCUUGGGGAACUACAUCCUGAAAACAUAACCCUUGACUUACACCCUCUUCUCUUUUCUGCGGGAAAGAUUGUAGCAUCUAAUGGUCCUGAGGAAGGGAAAGCACAGUGUGCUUAGAUUGGAUCAGUCGAUGACGUUCACAUGUGAAAGGGAGCUGAAAGCCCUGGAAAUGGGUUUUGGCUUCCCUAAGUGUGCUGUCGCAUAUAAGGUAGCAUUACUGGAAGAUGUGAUUCCAUUGUAUCCAGAUCUAGACUUGCCCCAAGAAACCACUCCACCGGUGGUAUGUAAAGUAGUACAUAACCUAACCUUUAUAGGGCCUCAGGUGAUAAGAAAAUCUAAUGAACAAAAAUUAUUGUUAGACCCCACUUAUUCCCUGAAAAAGGUGCAGAUGAACUUCCACACCGAUAUUACGUAUUUGCAGAAGGAUUGCCAACCGUUUAUACAGCAAAGCCUUAAGGGAUGGAGUGCAUGGCUAGCAACAAGGUCUCAUCAUAGAAGAGCACAAAGAGAUUUGAGUGGGUGGAUUGGCACUGGAUUUGGUAUAUUAAACACGAUAGAUCAAGAAGUAUUAGUGAAUAAAUUAAGUACCGUCACGUCGAACUUAGGAAAACUAAAAAUGCCCCUCAGUUCAUCCAUGCUUACAUUAGCAGAAACACAAUCGCUAGUAGCAAAAUUGCUAACCAUGGUAGCAAACCACACUGAAGAGGAUUUUUUGAAGUUCGCUAACUAUACAGGGGAACUUAGCAAGGAAAUUGCACUAGCUAUCCAGUGCCCUCAGACACAACAAUGGGUACAAUCAGUAGCGGCAGGAAUACUGAGAGAAGGAACGUCAGGUAUAUUACCUCAAGAGAUAAGAGAAACAAUAUUAAAGGAUAAUCAUACUACACAAUUUGAGAAGGACCACCAAGCCUGGUGGCAAUUAGUAAAUUUCACUUAUGAGCCUCAACAGGAACACAUUGAAGCCUAUGUCCUCACCAUUAGUGCAGCAGAGGAAAGAGCUAUCUUUCCUAUCCUCACUCUAGGGACAAUACAUCAAGAUGUUAUUGUCAGGCCAAUAGACCAUAAUGUCUGGGCUAGUUAUGAUAAUACCAAAAAUAGGUGGCAAUCAGUUAGCACAGAAGCAUGUAUUCCUAGAGGACAAUUAGGCUAUGUUUGUGAAAACGCUGUAGUAGAAGCAGAAGAUCUAUGCUUAGAUGCCGAGAACAAGUAUGUACCUUUGAAAUGCUUCCGCAUAAUAGAACACAAUCACAAGUUUAUUAUAUAGGGAAUGGGUGCGCUUGCGUGAGGACAGCUUGUGACAAUGUCACCAUAGAUAAUUGCCAAGAAAAGACUAAUAAUACUAACUUCUUUGUAUGCAACUUCACCAAGAUAGUAGGUUGUGAUUUUCAUUAUACUGUCCCAAUAACUACUGAACAGCUAAUUAACGCAGAUUUCGACCUAUAUCAAGAGAUACCGAAAUUACAAAUAGGGAUGGACAUCGAAGUUCUUAAAGCAAUGCUCACACAUCCUAAAGUAAAGGAAUUGAUACAAAAGGUAAAUCAAACAACCAAACGAAUGGUAUGGCAGGUAGAACAUAAUUCAGAAAAGAUAAAGAAUGUCUUGACUAAAGUAGAACAAGUAGGCCAGCAUCAUUGGUGGGAUAUCUUUGUGGGAUACUCCCCAACAUCUACACAAGUCUUUAACUAUCUGGUGCACCCAACGCUAAUAAUAAUCAUAGUUCUGUUACUAUUAACUCUCACAAAUAUUUGUAUGUGGUGGAGACUGAGAAUCAUAAUGAAAAGAACCCAAAUGAUCUGGGCUAUGGUACGAGCAUAUCAGCGCCCUACAGGGUUAGAAUUUGACGAAAGAAUUCGUAAGUUAUAAGAAAAGGGGGGAAAUGAAGCCAUUUAUUAUAAUGGCUAAUAGCUUCUGAAAAAUAAAAAAAUUAAAAGACACUUAAAAUAUAUCAAGGGAAUCGCAGCAGUUAAUAAAUAACCUAAAAUACACUUUCAGGAAGAACUUUGAUCAGAUAUUUAGAUAAGGCAAUGCAAAACACACUCACAAUAUUUGGAUAAGGUAAUCUAAAAUACACUCACAGAAGAAACUUUGGAAUUAGAGUAUUUGAAGAAACAGAAGUGGAAGCCAAUAAGUUAAAGUGACCUGCCAAGCCGCUAGGAUCAAGCCAAGUACAACAGUAACUCCGGCCAAGCCAUGGAAAAACAUGCCAAAGAUAACAGGAAGAAGUCCAAAUUAGGAAAAGCUUAAAAUUUAACUAAGGAAAACCAGGAAUUCCCGGAAGACCCCGCCUGCCUAUGAAUAUGCAUGUAAUAAAUGAUGUAAUCCCUGUUUAAAAUUGUAUAAAAACCCGCUUUUGCUGUACAUGAUUUAGAAAUCCAUUUUGUGAUUUCUCCGACGCGUCGUAAUAAAAUACCUCCUGCUUA
This is a messenger RNA of Melospiza melodia melodia, 3355 nucleotides long. RefSeq lists its product as uncharacterized. Lineage: Eukaryota; Metazoa; Chordata; Aves; Passeriformes; Passerellidae. The transcript has 3 exons. The coding region runs from base 1018 to 2199 and encodes 393 amino acids. The record is from RefSeq and is a predicted model, not a curated record.